This is a messenger RNA of Ostrinia nubilalis (European corn borer), 4113 nucleotides long. RefSeq names its product polyubiquitin-C-like. Gene Ontology annotation, molecular function: protein tag activity; RNA binding; ubiquitin protein ligase binding. Lineage: Eukaryota; Metazoa; Arthropoda; Insecta; Lepidoptera; Crambidae. The record is from RefSeq and is a predicted model, not a curated record. The coding region runs from base 151 to 4032 and encodes 1293 amino acids. Gene Ontology annotation, cellular component: cytoplasm; nucleus. The transcript has 2 exons. Gene Ontology annotation, biological process: modification-dependent protein catabolic process; protein ubiquitination.
GGCCGAAUCAUUUCAAAGCGAGAUAUUGAAAAGAGAACGAAAUCGUGACACAUCGUGUGACUUUUCAGAGUUGUUUGUUGGAUUUAAAUAAUUUUGAGUAAUAAUUGUGCAAUUAAAUUAAGACAAAAUUUUAGUGAGUAAUCGGUCAAGAUGCAGAUCUUUGUGAAAACUCUAACGGGAAAAACUAUCACCUUGGAAGUUGAGCCAUCGGAUACUAUUGAGAAUGUCAAAGCUAAGAUUCAAGAUAAGGAAGGCAUCCCUCCAGACCAGCAGCGCCUGAUCUUCGCGGGGAAGCAGCUGGAGGACGGCCGCACGCUGUCCGACUACAACAUCCAGAAGGAAUCCACCCUCCACCUCGUACUGCGCCUGCGCGGAGGUAUGCAGAUCUUUGUAAAGACUUUGACUGGCAAAACUAUCACACUGGAGGUCGAGCCGUCCGACACCAUCGAGAAUGUCAAGGCUAAGAUCCAGGACAAGGAAGGCAUUCCCCCAGACCAGCAGCGACUGAUUUUUGCUGGUAAGCAACUUGAAGAUGGUCGUACUCUUUCUGAUUACAACAUCCAAAAGGAAUCCACACUCCAUCUUGUGCUGAGGCUCCGAGGUGGUAUGCAGAUAUUUGUUAAAACACUUACUGGUAAAACGAUCACACUGGAGGUUGAGCCUUCUGAUACAAUUGAAAAUGUAAAGGCAAAGAUCCAGGACAAGGAAGGCAUCCCUCCAGAUCAGCAACGACUCAUUUUUGCUGGCAAACAAUUGGAAGAUGGACGCACGCUCUCCGACUAUAAUAUUCAAAAAGAAUCAACUCUUCAUUUAGUACUUCGUCUCAGAGGGGGUAUGCAAAUCUUUGUGAAGACUUUGACUGGAAAGACAAUCACAUUGGAAGUUGAACCCUCGGACACAAUCGAAAAUGUUAAAGCCAAGAUCCAGGACAAAGAAGGCAUUCCCCCAGACCAGCAGCGAUUGAUCUUCGCCGGCAAACAGCUGGAAGAUGGACGCACUCUCUCAGACUACAAUAUCCAAAAGGAAUCAACUCUUCACUUGGUAUUGCGUCUGCGUGGUGGCAUGCAGAUUUUCGUGAAGACCCUGACUGGCAAGACUAUCACUCUUGAGGUUGAGCCUUCUGACACAAUCGAGAAUGUUAAGGCCAAAAUCCAGGACAAAGAGGGUAUACCGCCCGAUCAGCAGCGAUUGAUUUUCGCCGGCAAACAGCUGGAAGAUGGACGCACUCUCUCAGACUACAACAUCCAGAAGGAAUCCACUCUUCAUUUGGUAUUGCGUCUGCGUGGUGGUAUGCAAAUCUUCGUGAAGACUCUGACUGGAAAGACAAUCACAUUGGAAGUUGAGCCCUCUGACACAAUCGAGAAUGUUAAAGCCAAGAUCCAGGAUAAAGAAGGCAUUCCCCCAGACCAGCAGCGAUUGAUCUUCGCCGGCAAACAGCUGGAAGAUGGCCGUACACUCUCGGAUUACAAUAUUCAGAAGGAAUCGACUCUUCACUUGGUAUUGCGUCUGCGUGGUGGCAUGCAGAUUUUCGUGAAGACCCUGACUGGCAAGACUAUUACUCUGGAGGUUGAGCCUUCAGACACAAUCGAAAAUGUUAAAGCCAAGAUCCAGGACAAAGAAGGCAUUCCCCCAGACCAGCAGCGAUUGAUCUUUGCCGGCAAACAGCUGGAAGAUGGACGCACACUCUCAGACUACAACAUCCAAAAGGAAUCAACUCUUCACUUGGUAUUGCGUCUGCGUGGUGGUAUGCAGAUUUUCGUAAAAACCCUGACUGGCAAAACCAUCACAUUAGAAGUUGAGGCUUCCGACACAAUUGAGAAUGUUAAGGCGAAAAUCCAGGACAAAGAGGGUAUCCCCCCAGACCAGCAGCGAUUGAUCUUCGCCGGCAAACAGCUGGAAGAUGGACGCACUCUCUCAGACUACAAUAUCCAAAAGGAAUCCACUCUUCAUUUGGUAUUGCGUCUGCGUGGUGGUAUGCAAAUCUUCGUGAAGACCCUGACUGGCAAGACUAUUACUCUGGAGGUUGAGCCUUCAGACACAAUCGAAAAUGUUAAAGCCAAGAUCCAGGACAAAGAAGGCAUUCCCCCAGACCAGCAGCGAUUGAUCUUUGCCGGCAAACAGCUGGAAGAUGGACGCACACUCUCAGACUACAACAUCCAAAAGGAAUCAACUCUUCACUUGGUAUUGCGUCUGCGUGGUGGUAUGCAGAUUUUCGUAAAAACCCUGACUGGCAAAACCAUCACAUUAGAAGUUGAGGCUUCCGACACAAUUGAGAAUGUUAAGGCGAAAAUCCAGGACAAAGAGGGUAUCCCCCCAGACCAGCAGCGAUUGAUUUUCGCCGGCAAACAGCUGGAAGAUGGACGCACUCUCUCAGACUACAAUAUCCAAAAGGAAUCCACUCUGCACUUGGUAUUGCGUCUGCGUGGUGGUAUGCAGAUUUUCGUAAAAACCCUGACUGGCAAAACCAUCACAUUAGAAGUUGAGCCUUCCGACACAAUUGAGAAUGUUAAGGCGAAAAUCCAGGACAAAGAAGGUAUCCCGCCCGAUCAGCAGCGAUUGAUCUUCGCCGGCAAACAGCUGGAAGAUGGCCGUACACUCUCGGAUUACAAUAUUCAGAAGGAAUCGACUCUUCACUUGGUAUUGCGUCUGCGUGGUGGUAUGCAGAUUUUCGUAAAAACCCUGACUGGCAAAACCAUCACAUUAGAAGUUGAGCCUUCCGACACAAUUGAGAAUGUUAAGGCGAAAAUCCAGGACAAAGAGGGUAUCCCCCCAGACCAGCAGCGAUUGAUCUUCGCCGGCAAACAGCUGGAAGAUGGACGCACUCUCUCAGACUACAAUAUCCAAAAGGAAUCCACUCUUCACUUGGUAUUGCGUCUGCGUGGUGGCAUGCAGAUUUUCGUGAAGACCUUGACUGGCAAGACCAUCACACUAGAGGUUGAGCCCUCUGAUACAAUCGAAAAUGUUAAAGCCAAGAUCCAGGACAAAGAGGGUAUCCCCCCAGACCAGCAGCGAUUGAUCUUCGCCGGAAAACAACUGGAAGAUGGACGCACUCUCUCAGACUACAACAUCCAAAAGGAAUCCACUCUUCAUUUGGUAUUGCGUCUGCGUGGUGGUAUGCAGAUUUUCGUGAAGACCCUGACUGGCAAGACUAUCACUCUUGAGGUUGAGCCUUCUGACACAAUCGAGAAUGUUAAGGCUAAAAUCCAGGACAAAGAGGGUAUCCCGCCCGAUCAGCAGCGAUUGAUCUUCGCAGGCAAACAGCUGGAAGAUGGACGCACUCUCUCAGACUACAAUAUCCAAAAGGAAUCCACUCUGCACUUGGUAUUGCGUCUGCGUGGUGGUAUGCAGAUUUUCGUAAAAACCCUGACUGGCAAAACCAUCACAUUAGAAGUUGAGCCUUCCGACACAAUUGAGAAUGUUAAGGCGAAAAUCCAGGACAAAGAAGGUAUCCCGCCCGAUCAGCAGCGAUUGAUCUUCGCCGGCAAACAGCUGGAAGAUGGCCGUACACUCUCGGAUUACAAUAUUCAGAAGGAAUCGACUCUUCACUUGGUAUUGCGUCUGCGUGGUGGUAUGCAGAUUUUCGUAAAAACCCUGACUGGCAAAACCAUCACAUUAGAAGUUGAGCCUUCCGACACAAUUGAGAAUGUUAAGGCGAAAAUCCAGGACAAAGAGGGUAUCCCCCCAGACCAGCAGCGAUUGAUCUUCGCCGGCAAACAACUAGAGGAUGGUCGCACACUCUCUGACUAUAACAUCCAAAAGGAAUCCACUCUUCACUUGGUAUUGCGUCUUCGUGGUGGCAUGCAGAUUUUCGUAAAGACCCUGACUGGCAAAACCAUCACAUUAGAAGUUGAGCCUUCUGACACAAUUGAGAAUGUUAAGGCUAAAAUCCAGGACAAAGAAGGCAUUCCCCCAGACCAGCAGCGAUUGAUCUUCGCCGGCAAACAACUGGAAGAUGGACGCACACUCUCAGACUACAAUAUUCAGAAGGAGUCUACACUUCAUCUUGUACUCAGACUUCGGGGAGGGAUUUAAAAUGUAUAUUCUGUAAGCCUUUUUCUCAUCCCUGUGUAAUAAAUAAAGGGCAAAUAAAACAGCUUUGAUUCUCUGAAUAAA